GCAAACAAGCCGGUCAGCUGACCCGCCCCGACUGCGCCGUCAUCCCGGCUAUAAGCGAGCGACUUUAGGCACUCCCCUUGGACCCUGCCGCCGCCACCAUGCAAUUCCCUGUGCUCAUGCUGCUCGCCCUCGGCCUAUUGGCCGACUCCACCACCGCGCUCAUUAGAAUUCCCCUGCACAAGUUCAAGUCCAUUCGCCACACCAUGACGGAGGCAGGGGGCUCCAUGGAAGACCUGAUUGCCAGUGGUCCCUUGACUAAGUACUCACCACAGUUGUCCACCAAGACCACAGGGCCGGUUCCUGAGCUACUGAGAAACUACCUAGAUGCUCAGUACUACGGGGAGAUCGGCAUUGGAACCCCGGCACAGUGCUUCACAGUCGUCUUCGACACUGGCUCCUCCAACCUGUGGGUCCCCUCUUCCCACUGCACUAUGUUCGAUGUAGCCUGCUGGUUCCACCACAAGUACCACAGCGACAAGUCUAGCACCUAUGUGAAGAAUGGCUCAUCCUUUGACAUCCACUAUGGUUCGGGCAGCCUUUCUGGGUACCUGAGCCAGGACACUGUGUCAGUUCCCUGUAAAUCAUCCCCAUCUAACACAGAGGGUCUUCAAGUGAAGAAACAGAUCUUUGGAGAGGCCACCAAGCAGCCAGGUGUCACCUUCAUUGCGGCCAAGUUUGAUGGCAUCCUGGGCAUGGCUUACCCCCGCAUCUCUGUCAACAAUGUGCUGCCAGUCUUUGACAACCUGAUGGAGCAGAAGCUGGUAGAAAAGAACAUCUUCUCCUUCUACCUGAACAGGGACCCGACUGCACAACCUGGCGGGGAGCUGAUGCUGGGCGGCAUUGACAGCAAGUACUACAAGGGUUCCUUUGCCUACCUGAACGUCACCCGCAAGGCCUACUGGCAGAUCCACAUGGACCAGUUAGAAGUGGGCAACGGGCUGAAUUUAUGCAAGGGGGGCUGUGAGGCCAUUGUGGACACAGGCACCUCCCUCCUCGUGGGCCCUGUGGAUGAAGUGAAGGAGCUACAGAAGGCUAUUGGGGCUGUGCCACUGAUCCAGGGCGAGUAUAUGAUCCCCUGUGAGAAGGUGUCCAGCCUGCCCUCGGUCACCCUGAAGCUUGGAGGCAGUGACUAUGCCCUGGGCCCAGAUGAUUAUGUUCUCAAGGUGUCACAAGGUGGGAAGACCGUCUGCCUGAGUGGCUUCAUGGGCAUGGACAUCCCCCCGCCCAGCGGGCCUCUCUGGAUCCUGGGUGACGUCUUCAUUGGAAGCUACUACACCGUCUUCGACCGAGACAACAACCGAGUGGGCUUCGCCAAGGCUGCCAAGCUCUAGAUCACUUCUGUCCAGUGGUGGAGAAAUGGCCCGGAGUCCAGUAGGAGGCUACACAGCCCCCAGCCCUCCAGCCCCUUCCCCACUCACACUUGCACACUUCCACACUCGCCACAUGGCUGUGGAGGCCCUGGGCCCGUCACUGUCACGUGGCUUUCCCUCCCUGGACUCAGAAACACUGCCGGUCUGUUUGAGGACUUUGGAGACCGGUCCAGUGUAUGGAUCUGUUCACUCACUAGGAAGACCCAGCAUGGGCUUGGUGAUGGCCCAGUUUGCAUCCCAGGGGACCCCGCCCCGCAACAGACUAUCCUUCCCUGGAAAUUGGCCCACCUGAGGUUCCUCUGCCCAUCCUAGGCCACACCAGGCUCUGCCACUUCACCUGUCCUCAUGCCCCAGCAGUACAGAGGCCUGAAGGGUCAGAAGGAGUGUAUGGACUAAAGCCUGCGUAGUAAGCUGCAGGGUCGUCCUGGGGGUUUGAAUGGGCACACAUUGGUGGGAGCAGGAUGGCUGGGGGGCUGGCACAGGACUUCCUCUCUGGCCGUUCCCCUUGCCCUGGGGGACUAAGAGCCGCAGUGAUGUGAAAAUAUAGUUGUUUGGGCUUCUGUUCA
Molecule: messenger RNA, 1936 nt
Organism: Octodon degus (degu)
Lineage: Eukaryota; Metazoa; Chordata; Mammalia; Rodentia; Octodontidae
Gene: Ctsd
Product: cathepsin D
Exons: 9
Coding region: 99-1331 (410 amino acids)
Biological process (GO): proteolysis
Cellular component (GO): lysosome
Molecular function (GO): aspartic-type endopeptidase activity
Source: RefSeq, a predicted model, not a curated record